Molecule: messenger RNA, 408 nt
Organism: Cetraspora pellucida
Lineage: Eukaryota; Fungi; Glomeromycota; Glomeromycetes; Diversisporales; Gigasporaceae
Source: the annotation of a GenBank genome assembly
AUGGAUCAUGUUAUAAUCACACAUGUACUUGACCCAAGGUGUAAAUUAGAGCACUUAUAUGCAACCUUAAUUAAAGUUGGUGGAUAUAGUGAAAAUCAAGUGGAAUUGUUUGUUAAUAAUAUUCGUGAAAAAAUUAUUUCAUAUAGAAUAAAGUAUUCAAAUGCUGUUAAAGUUGUUGAAGUUGGUGAAAUUGCUAAAGCUGUUGAAACUGUUGAAAUUAUCGAUCAUUCUGCAGAUGAUUUCUUAUUUCUUAGAAGAAAAAUUGAGAGGGCCUUUUCAAGAGCAGAUUUUACUAUCACUAGUGAUAGAGCAUCUAUUAGUGAAGAAACAGUUUCAAGCAUUAUACUCCUACAUUUAUGGCUAACAGAAAGCCAAAAUAAGUUUAGUCCCCUUCAAGAUCUUCUAUGA